This is a messenger RNA of Xenopus laevis (African clawed frog), 2242 nucleotides long. RefSeq lists its product as uncharacterized. Bases 1 to 1401 code for a protein of 466 amino acids. NCBI's taxonomy places the organism in Eukaryota, Metazoa, Chordata, Amphibia, Anura, Pipidae. The transcript is spliced from 2 exons. The record is from RefSeq and is a predicted model, not a curated record.
AUGGGGUUACCCAGAAGUAGACCUGAUGGCGUCACGCCACAACCGAAAGGUUCCAGCCUUCUUUGCACGUUGCCGGGAUCCUCUAGCAUUGGCAGCAGACACCCUCACGGCUCCGUGGGAUUUUCAACUAGCCUAUGCGUUCCCACCGAUUCCUCUGAUACCCAGAACAAUCAAGAAAGUACAAAGAGAAAACACCACUCUCAUCCUAAUAGCACCAAACUGGCCACGGCGUCCUUGGUUCUCGGAAGUCCUCAAUAUUUCAAUAGAGGAACCGUGGAUUCUUCUAUCAAUACCGGACCUACUCCACCAAGGUCGAAUUCAACAUCCCAAUCCUCAAAGCCUCAAUUUGACUGCGUGGCUCUUGAGACCCAGAUCCUGAAGAAUAAGGGUUUCUCAGACGCAAUGAUUUCCACCAUGCGAGCUGCACGAAAGUCUACCUCAGCUAGAGCAUAUUAUCGAGUGUGGACUAGCUACAAGCAAUGGUGCCUCAAACACAAGAUGAACUUUGAUAAAUUUUCAUUGCCGAAUCUUUUGGAAUUUCUCCAAGAAGGUGUGUCACUGGGGCUCUCCCUCGGUUCUCUCAGAUCCCAGAUCUCGGCUCUUUCUAUUCUCUUCCAGAGGAGGUUGGCGUUUUUGUCGGAUGUUAAAACUUUCCUUCAGCGAGUAGCACAUGUAGCUCCUCCAUUUCGAAAGCCGGUGGCAACAUGGGACCUCACUUUGGUUCUAAAAGCACUUCAAAGAGCCCCGUUCGAACCAAUGAAGUCGAUACCUUUGCAGUGGGUAACAUGGAAGACUGUUUUCUUAAUCGCAAUUGCAUCAGCGAGGCGAGUCUCGGAGAACAGCGCUCUAUCCUGCCGAACACCUUUCCUCACUUUCCACUCUGACAGAGCAGUGCUACGCACAGUACCUACAUUCCUACCGAAGGUAGUUUCAGCGUUCCAUAUUAACCAGGAAAUAACCAUUCCUACAUUCUGCCCUUUGCCAGCAAAUCCUAAGGAGGCAGCACUUCAUUCCUUGGACCUAGUAUGUGCACUGAAAUUCUACUUGCACAGGGUUCGCGAUAUCCAAAAGACAGAUUCACUCUUCGUUCUCAAUUCCGGCCCACAAAAAGGAGCAUCUGCAACAAAAACGUCCAUAUCCAGGUGGAUCAAACAGACUGUACACAGAGCAUAUGUAGCACAAGGAGUGACACCUCCAGACAAGAUAAAGGCUCACUCCACCAGAGGGAUGAGCACAACCUGGGCCUUCUGUAAUCAGGCUUCAGCAGAGCAGCUGUGCAAAGCAGCUAUGUUGACCUCGCUCCACUCCUUUGCAAAAUUCUAUCAUUUUGAUACCUUUGCGGCACAUGACACACGCUUUGGCAGAAAGGUGCUUCAAGCCGCAGUGGGUUCUUCCACUUAAGGCCUCAGCCCGCCCUUUAAAGGGGACAGCUUUGACAUUUAAUUAUCUUUCUCCUUAACCAGCCUAUGAGGAAUUCACCUCCCAGAAAACAUUCCCCAUAAGAUUUUAUUCUAUAUUUAAACCACAUUUGCCUGCAUGUACUGGGCAUUCUACACAGCAAACAGCACUGUAACGUGCGUAAUGAGAAGAGUGGCCUCUGAAGAAACAAAAAAACGUUAACUUAAGAAUCAAUGUUACAACUGACUUAAGUUAUUACUAAGUUAAAGGCGAAAUUUCACAACAUAAGGUACUUAUAUACAGUUUGAAGAUAUAUAUGAAAGAUACUAUACCAUAUGAAGAUACCAUACCAUAUGAAACACUUGUCUGGUUUGUAUAUGAAUAUAAAAUGGUCAAUUCCAGGACGAAACCUUUUUAAUUGUCUGAGGAUUCUGUGUGUAAUAGUACUGUAUUAAUUCAUGAUUUGUAGAGUAAACAUUUCAGUUAUUUAAUUUGCAUUUAAAAAGGCCAACAAUGUGAACUACAAUUUGUGGUACCGUUAUAUAUUUAAUACAUAUAUUUUUCCCUGACGGAGGCUCCUGUGCGGAGCCGAAACGUUGGACUUCAAAUAAUCCUCCACUUCAUUGACUUCUUUUGACUCCUUGGCCUGUUGUAAAAAUCACCCUGGUGUGCUGUCACUCCCUGCAUUAAAUAUAUAUAUAUAAUAUAUAUAUAUAUAUAUAUAUAUACACAGCAGACAAGGUAUUAGCGUUCAUUUUUUUCUAAUUUAAAAAUUGACCUUUUUCAUGUUCUCUUCUAUCUUCUACAGCAAAAAAGGAAACUAAAAUAAAUAUAUGUUAUUUUC